Messenger RNA from Phacochoerus africanus (Common warthog), 219 nucleotides. RefSeq names its product defensin beta 112 (gene DEFB112). The coding region runs from base 1 to 219 and encodes 72 amino acids. Lineage: Eukaryota; Metazoa; Chordata; Mammalia; Artiodactyla; Suidae. Gene Ontology annotation, biological process: innate immune response. The record is from RefSeq and is a predicted model, not a curated record. Gene Ontology annotation, cellular component: extracellular region. The transcript has 2 exons.
AUGAAGAUCCUUCUCUUUUUCUCUACUUUUCUCUUCUUCGGUGUCUUCAUUCCACCAGCAAAAAGAAAAGAGCAUACUGUUGCUCUUAAUAGGAGACUAGCAUGUACAAUGCUUGGUGGUCGAUGUAAAAAUAAAUGUGGUGAAAAAGAAUUUAGGAUUAUAUAUUGUGAAAGGCCAACAACUCUUUGCUGCAUGAGAGAAUGUGACUCUAAGAAGUAA